Messenger RNA from Lampris incognitus (smalleye Pacific opah), 3733 nucleotides. RefSeq names its product cyclin dependent kinase 11B (gene cdk11b). Lineage: Eukaryota; Metazoa; Chordata; Actinopteri; Lampriformes; Lampridae. Gene Ontology annotation, cellular component: nucleus. The record is from RefSeq and is a predicted model, not a curated record. The transcript has 22 exons. Gene Ontology annotation, biological process: protein phosphorylation; regulation of mitotic cell cycle. Bases 176 to 2635 code for a protein of 819 amino acids. Gene Ontology annotation, molecular function: ATP binding; cyclin-dependent protein serine/threonine kinase activity.
GCGGAGCAUAAUUCAGUGGCCCAAACGAUGUAACGUCACAGCUUUAAAAAGGGGAGGUGGAAGGUUCCGCAUGCUAUUUAAUCCCGAACUCAGCGAAUUUUACUCAUAAACCAACAACAAAGUUCGAACCCCAAAAUAUACCUAACAUGAAUCCGGUGGUGGAGAUUGGGCGCUGAUGGGGGACGAAAAAGAGACCUGGAAAGUGAAAACACUCGAUGAGAUUCUACUAGAGAAAAAACGCAGACGGGAAUUAGAAGAAAGGAUAGAGCCCAAGCGCCAGAAAAAUUUCAUUCCAUGUCCUGCUCCACAGGCGGAUGAUCGGGAAGCCAAACGAGACACUCCGGAGGAAGGAGAACUACGGGAUCAAAGGAUGGAAAUAACAAUUCGUAAUUCCCCAUACACACGGGAAGACUCCACAGAGGACAGGGGAGACGAAGACGAAUCACUAGCAAUUAAACCUCCCCAGCAAAUAGCAAGAAAAGACAAAUCUCACCACAGGAAGGAGGAGAAGAGAAAAGAUAAAAGACGCCAUCGUAGUCACUCUGCUGAGGGAGGGGGGAAACAUGCACGACCAAAAGAUAAAGAAAAAGAGCGCGAGAGCGAUCGCAGAAAACGACAGUGGGAGGAAGACAAAGCCCGGCGGGACUGGGAGAGACAGAAACGCAGGGAACAAGCCAGAGCCCACUCACGCAGAGAGAGAUAUGGGGGAUAUGGGCAAUCGCCGAUUGUUGGGCUGACUGACGAUGGCCGGGACAGGCUGGAGCAGCUGGAGCGCCAGCGUGAACGGGACCGCAAGAUUCGUGAGCAGCAGCAAAAGGAGCAGCGCGAGCUGAAGGAGAGGGAAAGGAGGGCAGAGGAGCGUCGUAAAGAGCGCGAGGCACGCAGAGAAGUACCUUCACACCACCGGGCACAGCCUGACGAGUAUGACGACAAGCCAAAGCAGAACCACCGGAGCCGUAGUCCCAGCCGGAUCCCAAGGGACCGAUCAGAGCACAGCGAGCAUCUGAAAAUCGGGAUGUCUAAGGAGGAGAAGCCUGAGGACAAGGACCUGCUUGCAGACCUCCAGGACAUCAGUGACAGUGAGAGGAAGACCAGCACAGCAGAGUCCUCCAUGGGAUCAAGAUCUGGCUCAGAUGAUGAAGAGGAGGAUGAAGAGGAGUCCAGCAGCCAAAGUGGGUGCGAGGAGGAAGACGAAGAGGAGGAAGAGGAGGAAUCUGGCUCUGGCUCGGGACGGUCUGAUCAGAGUGCAGAAGAUGUAAGUGAGGAGGAACAUUCAGAGGAAGAGUUUGAAGAGGAGAGGGAGAACGGUAACCACAUCCCUACAGUGCCAGAGUCCCGUUUUGACCACGACACAGAGGAGAGUGGUGAGGAUAUGGAGGAUGAGGAGGAUGAAGAAGCAGGGGAGGGUGAUCCCACGCCCCAUUCUCAGGCCCAUUCUCGUUCCCCCACCCCUGAGGAGAACUAUGUUCCUGACUCUCCCCCCAUCUCGCCAGCUGAGCCGAAGAAGGAGCUCCCCAAAUAUCUCCCAGCACUACAGGGUUGCCGAAGUGUGGAGGAGUUCCAGUGUCUGAACCGAAUAGAAGAGGGUACCUAUGGUGUGGUGUACAGGGCUAAAGACAAAAAGACAGAUGAGAUUGUGGCCUUGAAAAGGCUGAAGAUGGAAAAGGAGAAAGAGGGCUUCCCCAUCACGUCCCUGAGAGAAAUAAACACCAUCCUGAAGGCUCAGCACCCAAACAUCGUCACAGUGAGGGAAAUAGUUGUGGGAAGCAAUAUGGACAAGAUCUACAUUGUGAUGAACUAUGUGGAACAUGACCUGAAGAGUUUGAUGGAGACCAUGAAGCAGCCCUUCCUUCCAGGUGAGGUGAAGACCCUGAUGAUACAGCUGCUGAGAGGCGUCCGCCAUCUCCAUGACAAUUGGAUCCUCCACCGAGAUCUAAAGACAUCCAAUCUGCUGCUCAGCCACAAGGGCAUCCUCAAGAUUGGCGACUUUGGUUUGGCUCGAGAGUAUGGUUCUCCACUGAAACCCUACACCCCUAUAGUGGUAACCCUGUGGUACCGCUCUCCAGAGCUGCUGCUGGGAGCCAAGGAGUACUCUACAGCUGUUGAUAUGUGGUCAGUGGGCUGCAUAUUUGGUGAGCUUCUCACCCAGAAACCUCUCUUCCCUGGAAAAUCUGAAAUUGACCAAAUAAACAAGGUUUUCAAGGAUUUGGGGUCGCCCAGUGAGAAGAUUUGGCCAGGCUACAACGAGCUUCCUGCCGUGAAGAAGAUGACUUUCACAGAGCACCCCUACAACAACCUGCGGAAACGCUUUGGGGCACUACUGUCAGACCUAGGCUUUGACCUCAUGAAUAAGUUUCUCACCUACUGCCCAAAUAAGAGGAUCACAUCCGAUGAGGCACUUAAGCACGAGUACUUCCGUGAGACUCCGCUGCCCAUCGACCCAUCCAUGUUCCCCACAUGGCCGGCUAAGAGUGAGCAGCAGAGAGUGAAGAGAGGCACCAGCCCUCGUCCUCCUGAGGGAGGCCUGGGCUACAGUCAGCUGGGAGACGAUGACCUAAAAGACACAGGGUUCCAUCUGACCACAAGCAACCAAGGAGCUUCUGCAGUGGGCCCGGGAUUUAGCCUCAAAUUUUGAGGCCAAACAGCAUUUAAACUCAAAAGAGUCAAAACUGCCAAAAUUACCAAGAAAACAAUCAAGGGAUUUGUCAACCUCUUGGAACUCAGUUUCAGGGAAGGCCCGCAGUGCCUCCACAAAAGGUCACAACUCUUCACGUUGUCAAGACUGUAUUCCACAAAACAAGAUGGGUGGCUAGAUUUCACCCGAGAACAAGAUGGAGAUCUCUGAAACGUUGCCCCUCACUACAAUGGCUUCUCUCGGAUGUAAUCGUGUGUUUUAAAGCCAUUUAAAGAAUGACAAUUUUUAGCUGUCUUGGAUGAAGGGCAACCAUGAGUACUCCUGAUUGUGUAGUUCAGCACUCAUGUUCGUUUUGGUUUUUUUGUGUGUGUCUGUGAGAGAGGACCAGAUUUUAAAUGUUUGGCAUUUCCUGACUGGUGGACUACUGUUUAAUGACGUAGCAUUGGCUGUGUACUCCAUCCAGCAUACUGUAAGAAUAUUUACUUUCUGGCUUUCAGCAUCCACACUGACAGGAGACUUUUUUUUUUAUCUUAGAAAUAAAGUUUGAAACUAUUUUGUCUGCCAUUUUGCCAUAUUUGUACAUUCUGCCUGAGCUAUGCAAACAUAACUGCUUACUGCCAAGGAAAAAAUGAAGAGAAGUCAAGCAACAAAAAAAAGAAAAGAAAAAAAAAAGACCUUGAACUCGGUAGUAGCUGUCCAAAAGUGAUGUCAUGCUCUGCACUGCACACUUUGUCUUUGUACUUUGUGCUUCCACAGAAAAGAGGCCCAGAAGUUGCUCCGCUUCUGCCGGUGACGUGAGUCCACAACUCAGGGAUCAGACCAAUCAAAUUGAUUUGAUUUUGAACCAGAGAAAAUGAAACGGGUCGAGUCAAAUCAUCAAGAGGGGCUGAGCGCUUUCGUCGAGGAUCGGCACAGGAAAUUUGCGUCAUCCGGCGGCUCCUUUAAAACCAGUUCAAAAUGGAGCUCUACAGUAUUCCGUUUCAUCUUUUGACCCCCCUUUUUUUUUUGGUGACCAAGGUUGGGCUCACUCUGAGGGUAGUAUGAUAAGCUAGAAGAGUUUGUACUUAAUGUGAAUAAAGGUUCAUAUGGUUCUAAGGA